Seminavis robusta is the source of this 1297-nucleotide messenger RNA. Lineage: Eukaryota; Bacillariophyta; Bacillariophyceae; Naviculales; Naviculaceae. The record is from the annotation of a GenBank genome assembly.
GCAAUCAUUUUUGAACACUGAUUUAUUAGAGCACAGCAAACCACGAAGCAUCUGGGAAUUCCAUGAAGCAUAUGGAGACAGCUGGCCUUUGAACCAAACCUGCAUCCUCUCAGAGAGUCUCGGAUAAUGAGCCUUCGAGUUUCGAGCUCACAAUAGCAAAGCACUCAAAACUAAAAGACUACAAGCCCAGCAAAGCUACAGGUUUGUGACACUCAAGAUGGACUCCAAUGCGACGAAGAAGAGGCCCGCCGACGAUGACGACGAGUCGAAUAACAACAACAAUAUCUUCAAACGCCAACAUGUUGUUAUUGAUGAUAACAAAGACGACAGCCAGGAACAGCAACGAGAACGGUCUUGGGAUCCUAUCAUGGGUGAAUGGGUGGAAGAGGAGUCGGAAGAGGAAGAAGAGCCUGUUUACGAGUACAAAUUUCAAAACAGCGAGGCUUUUUUGGCAGCUCUAGAAGUGUACAAUCGCCGUGGAUGCACCAUCCAGGAAGAAUUGAAAUACGGCAAAAUCCCAGUGACCGCGGUGUAUCCUUCCUAUCAUUGGAUUUGUCGCCAGGUGGCAGGACGACACCGCCAUUGUUGUGACGAGUGUCGAGAGGACUUUACUACCGACGCCAAGUAUUACUUGAUCGACGAGUCGUCUGGCGGAAAGUACCGCGGCGCCAAAGGCAAGCUCUGCCUGCCUUGUAUGGACCAGCUGCUAUAUGACGAGUGCGACGAAACCACAGAUUUAAAGACCAUCAAAGAGAUGUUGGGCGAUUUGCGAAAAGAGCACAAUGGAGUUGUCCAUGACAUGUUCAUUACUCCCUAUGAGAAAAAGUAUCCCGUUUAUGCCACCUUUUUGUCGCAUUGCAAGAACAACGACGAGAACAAGGCAGGGGAGCUGGCUCGUCAGAUGAUGACUAUCCCUGGUUUCUUUGGGCGCUCGUUUUAGUUAGAAAAUGAGUGCAAGAAGUCCAGGAUCAAUGAAGAAAGUAUUGCGUCGACUUGGUGUUUUUUUUUUUAGUGUCGGGGCAACUUGUUGUGGAUACAAACAGUUUCUGAACCAGCAGUUAGCCGGAAUGGAAAGCCGAGCGUGAGUGUCAACUCAGGUACCCACAUUCAUCAUUCCGUUUGCAGGGUGUUUCUUCUUUUCGAAGUCUCUUGUACCCUGUCCGUGGUUUGUUUUCUAGCGGGCUUUUGUUCAGCAAGCUUUGUACCGCAGCUGAGCUUUGGAUGCCUCCCUUUCUCUAGAAAGUAUGAUUAUAGUUUCCAAGUAAAUACAGUACGUAAUUAAACAGUUCCAGUUGCU